Eruca vesicaria subsp. sativa (arugula) is the source of this 216-nucleotide messenger RNA. The record is from the annotation of a GenBank genome assembly. Lineage: Eukaryota; Viridiplantae; Streptophyta; Magnoliopsida; Brassicales; Brassicaceae.
AUGUCAAGUGGUUCAGGGAAAAGUAGUAUGGCAUGUGCUCUUAGCCGAGUUGAUAGUAUUGCAUUGUUACCACAAGGAGAUUUCAUCGAGAGGUCUCUUCCAAAAUUCAUAAAUGUGUUCAUGGAUGUGCUGCUCCAUAUUUGUGAAGAAGCUAGAGACCCAAAGGGCUGGCAAAAUCCAAGGUUUCAUGUAUUUGUGAUUUGGCAUCCUACUUAG